Molecule: messenger RNA, 561 nt
Organism: Plasmodium vivax (malaria parasite P. vivax)
Lineage: Eukaryota; Apicomplexa; Aconoidasida; Haemosporida; Plasmodiidae
Product: glycosyltransferase, putative
Exons: 1
Coding region: 1-561 (186 amino acids)
Biological process (GO): dolichol-linked oligosaccharide biosynthetic process
Molecular function (GO): hexosyltransferase activity
Source: RefSeq, a predicted model, not a curated record
AUGGAGCGAGCGCAUGGAGCGAAAGACGGAGGGAGCAAAACCCUGUUCGUCACAGUAGGGUCGCACCAAUUCGACGACCUGAUAAAGCAGAUCGACACGAAGGACUUCCACAGCUUCCUCCGGCGCGCGGGCUUCGCCAAAAUGAGCAUGCAGAUUGGGCAAGGCACCUACGAGCCGCAGCUCAUCUACAGGUGUAGCGGCAAUGGAGAGGAGUCGCUCCUCAAACGGGUGAAAUUCUUUCGAUACAAGAAGGACCUACUAAAGGACUUUCAAAAGGCAGACCUCAUUGUAAGUCAUGCCGGGGCAGGGACCACCCUCGAAGGGCUGCGUAUGAAGAAGAAAAUGCUAAUCGUGGUGAAUGACAAAUUGAUGGGUAACCACCAGUUAGAGUUUGCAGAGUUUUUACGCUCGAGGAACUACUUGGAGGUGUGCGAGUGCUUGGGGGACUUGCGGGCGCACGUGCUGCGGUGCCUGCGGACGCCUGCCUUCGCGCCCUUCCCCGCCCCGCGGCCGGAGCCCUUCCUGCGGGACCUGCGCGCGUUGAUGGACGGAGCGGCGUAG